AUGACAGAAGACGAGUUAAUUUGCCAUGCCUCCUGUAUCCCAUCCCAUUCUUUUGUUAAUGGAUUUUAUCUCUAUUUUAUAACACCAGAAAAAGAUGAUUCCAGUCAACAUUGGAGAUACAGUAAAAAAUACAGCAACUUUAACACGUUUCAAAAUGACUGGUUUGAAGUUGCCCUGCAUAUGAAUCAACACCAAGCACGUGGAUCAGUUCCGGUGUUUCUGCAACCAAGCCUGCCGAGGCGAGAAUCUAUACCGAUGUCUCCUCCACCACACACUAGAGGUGGCAGGCCCCAUGUGGAUGCCGAAAGAAAAGGAACUCAAGUUCCAAAUUACAAGAAUCUUAUUCUUGAUGUUGACAUCAAUAAUAAAAGUGAUCGUGUGGAGUGGAGUCAUAUUCGUUACCAUGGAAAAUAUCAAAUUGAUGGAGCUUUUGAAAUUGAAGUUCAGUGGUUGGUUUCCACACCCUGUCUAAUUAUGGAUAUGUUACAAGGUUGGGCACGCAAGGCUGGCGUUUGUGGUUUUCAUCUUGUAUCUGUCCCAAUAGAUCCAUUUGGACUAUACUCGCAGUACUCUGAUCCGCUGCGUAGUCCACUAUUCAUAGACUUAGAUAUAAGGUGCUGCCUGGUGGGGGAAUCUCGAUUGUUUGCAACCUUUGACCCAGAAACCUACCAUGAGAGGAUACAGCUACUACAAGAUGAGAUUUUACGCAGAUUUGGAUUUCUACAUGACCCCUGGUCUGGCUCAUCUCACCCUGUUGCCAUGGAGACACCUACGUUAAACAGUACGUACAUACAACAGGGACUGCGUUUGCACUGAUACCAGAAACAGACAGGCCAGAAACCAGUGUGGAAUCAAAACUACAUUCAGCAACCAUGCAGGACUCACCGCUUAAACACACUCCGACCGUGAGAACACUCACCGCACACAAACAUGGCAGAAUUGGAUUCUACUGGACGCAGAACUUUUUGUUGACCAAACGAUGGCGAUCUGCCUCAACUGGUGAUGAGAAAUUUGGUGAGAGACUCCUGAAAGAUUUCACAAGUUUCUGUGCCAAUGAAGAUAACAGACUUCUGCGGUUCUGGGAAUCUUGCCAGCAGGAGUUACAAGGAUUCGAGUCCAGUAAAUGAACAUGUAUUUACAAUAAAUUAUAAAAUACUAUAAAUAUAAAUUUCAAAUGAUGCAAACUGUAUACAAGUGUCCA
This is a messenger RNA of Saccoglossus kowalevskii, 1201 nucleotides long. RefSeq names its product GATOR1 complex protein DEPDC5-like. Gene Ontology annotation, biological process: negative regulation of TORC1 signaling; positive regulation of autophagy; intracellular signal transduction. Gene Ontology annotation, cellular component: lysosomal membrane; GATOR1 complex. The record is from RefSeq and is a predicted model, not a curated record. Gene Ontology annotation, molecular function: GTPase activator activity. NCBI's taxonomy places the organism in Eukaryota, Metazoa, Hemichordata, Enteropneusta, Harrimaniidae.